Molecule: messenger RNA, 3336 nt
Organism: Branchiostoma floridae (Florida lancelet)
Lineage: Eukaryota; Metazoa; Chordata; Leptocardii; Amphioxiformes; Branchiostomatidae
Exons: 9
Coding region: 190-2484 (764 amino acids)
Source: RefSeq, a predicted model, not a curated record
UAGAACGACGCGCCUCUGGGCGCGCCUCAACCGGGAAUGACGUAAGCAGUAGAAGAACGCGGGGGAUUCGAGGGAUUCCCCGGCGCCAUUUUGAUUGUUAGUAAACACUGUCCUCAGGAAGACUCCGGCUAUUUCUGAGGGAUUUAGUUUGUCCAAGGACGUUAUAUAUAACGCCCUUGGUUUGUCAACAUGCCUACACGGUGUGUCGCAGCGUAUUGUUCGAACUACACGUCCUCUUCGAUAAGUCUUCACAAGUUUCCAAACGACGAGAAAGUUCGCGAGAAGUGGGUGCAGAACGUACGGCGGACAAGAGGCCCUGAUCGGGAGGGGAGGGAAUGGACGCCGAGCCCGACCUCUCGGCUGUGUUCCGACCAUUUUACAGAGGACUGUUUCGACCCUGCCCAGGAUUUGAAGAGAUCGUUUGGGUUCAAUGCGAAGCACCGUAGGGAGGUGCUGCCCGGUAAAAUUCCAACCAUCUUUCCCCGAGGCCCGGCCGAGCCGAAGCGUAGGGAAUCACAGGCUGUAGCCAAAAGGCGUCACCAGGAGAUACUCCGAGAAUGUCUAUCUGCUGAGCCUGUAGAAGAGGGAGGAUCUGAUCAUGACAUCUGUGCUACUGCGGUGUCAACUGCCAGUGGUCCACCUGUUGAUGAUGAUGAUGAUGGUCCACCUGUUGAUGUGACUCCAACAGAAAACCAGGGGAUACAAGUCCAGCCAGACAUGAAAUCACGGGCUGUGCAGGCCAGACUGCGAGUGGGGACUUGUAAAGGUGUGCAGAUCAAGCCUACUGUUACAACUAUUGGCAUACAGAACAAGCCUUCAGUGAAGACCAUCUCCACCCAGACACAGAUCACAUACAACAACCGGUUGCAGGAGUUAGAUGCCAUGUCUGAAGUUUCAGAGCCGGUGGAGGAUGCAGCGUACGAGAACGAUCCAGACUACGAGCCUAUGGAGAUAUCGGAUGAUGAGGAGGACCCACCCGAGGAGGUGCCAAUCCCCGAGGCCACGUCAGAUACCCUGCCGGACACACGCAUCUUCAUGGUGUUCUGGACAUGUUUGGUGCAGCUGUUCUCCACGUGGUGUUGCUGUCCAGCGUGUCCCUCUAGGAAGCUGAUUUGGCACUGCAAGGAAGUCGGGACUCACCUGCUGGUGACAUUCCUGUGCAGAGAUUGCAGCUAUGAAGAUACAUGGAGGAGCCAGCCUUCCUAUGGCAGGACUGCCGCGGGGAACAUUUUGCUGUCAUCUGCUAUACUGUUCGCUGGAGCCAGUGUGACCAAGGUGCUUAGAGUCUUGUCACACAUGGGCGUGGCCGUUAUGUCAACCCGGUCAUUCUUCCGCCAUCAAGAAAACAUCCUGUUCAGGGCCAUCCGUACGCUGUGGAGGGAGCGGCAGUUCUGGAUGCUGACAGUCCUGCAAGCCGAGCAAGAGCCCAUUGUUUGUGGUGGGGAUGGCCGCGCGGAUAGCCCAGGACACUCUGCGAAAUAUGGAACUUAUACAAUGAUGGAGCUGAAGCAGACAGCUGUGAUAGACGUGCAGCUAGUGCAGAGCAACGAGGUAGACAGCUCCAACGCCAUGGAAAAGGAAGGUCUUCAGCGCUCCCUGCAAAAAAUCCAGGAGUAUGCAGAAAUAGGCACAUUGGUCACUGAUCGACAUGCAGGAAUAAACAAGAUGAUCCGUGAGCAGCAUCCCAACAUCCAGCACCUCUUUGAUGUCUGGCAUGUUGCCAAAAGCAUCAAGAAGAAGCUGAAGAAGCUGAGUAAGACGAAAGGCUGUGAAGACCUCAAGGUAUGGAUUGCCAGUAUCAUCAACCACCUUUAUUGGGCUGUGACGUCUACACCUCCUGGCAACGGUGACCUCAUUGUCGAGAAGUGGAAGUCUGUGCUUCAGCACAUUCACAAUCGGCACAGGGGCUUUGGCGGGCUGUUCCCAAGGUGCGCACACGGGCGACUGAGGGGAAGAGAACGGCGCAAGCCAUGGCUCUCUUUUCAUACGAAGGUCUCUGUGGAACUGGAGAAGAUCGUCUGCAACAAGCAACUAUGCAAGGCCUUGAAACGCCUUUCGCCAUCCUACCAGACGUCAUAUCUCGAGGCCUUCCAUAGUCUCAUUCUACAUUUUGCGCCCAAAAUGUACCACUACUCGUACCAAGGGAUGGAGAACAGGGUAAUCCUGGCGGCAUUACAUUUCAACGAGAACGCGCACAGGGCGCAGGCACGGACCAGGGAUGGAGACGGCAUCUUCAGCAUCCACUUCCCCAAGUACAAGCAGGGCGGGCACAUUGUUAGGAGAGUGCUAGAGCAACCAACUUUUGGUUACGUCAUGGAGCUGGUGGGUCUGGUGAAGCGUAUGUGUGGUGGAGAGGACUUCGAUGGUGACGUCCUGGAACAACAGAUUCCAGAGCCGCUCAGCGCUGCCUGUGACAGGCCAAACAAGGCAGACGCAGUCAGGAGACACACAACACGUUUUGCUGCAAACAAUUUGCAGUACUAGUAGUGUUUCAUCGUAGCUUAGGAUGACUGGCAUGCAGAGAGUGCUAGAUAGGUUUUUCCUUAAACAACCAAAAAUGGCUGUCAGUAUGUCUGUGUCAAAAAUCAUACUGGUUCAUUUUGUACUUAGCACAAUAUCAAUGUGCUUCUUCACUGAUUUUCACUGUACUUUUAUAUGUGUCGGCCGAGGAUAUUGAUAAAGACACAUGACAUGUUUUGCUGCAAAGAUGCAGUGAUGUCUGGAACAUUGAGAUAUGUUUACUAGAUGACACCUGUCUGAAACCUUUUUUUCAUUUUUUUUUCAUGUUUCAUCCUAGUUAUGGAUGGCUGGCAGAUGGUGUUAGGUUGCCUUUUCCUGGAACAACCAAAAAUGGCUGUCACUAUCUCUGUGUCAAAAGUGAUACUAGUUCAUUUUGUACUUCUUGACGAAUUACUAGCAAUUGUUGGUAUAGAAAAGGACUAGUGUCUAUCUUGACCUCAAAACUUCUCACGUUUUAAAUAUUGUUGCAAGGUUUGACUAUUAUAAUAUGUUUCACCUAAGGCUAAGCCAAGGAUGACUGACUUGCACUAAUAGCUUGAUGAUGAAGUUUUCUUACUAGCAGGCAGUGAUUAAUAUUAGUAAUAGCUAAGCUUGCAAAGAAAUGCUAUCUGGUCAGUAUCUGUAAUAAACACAAGCUGUUUUUGAGACCACACAAGUUGUAUAAAAUGAUGGUAUUGAAAAGUUGUUGUGCAACUACAGUCAAGAAACCUAUGAAAACGUGGAAACACUGCUCAUGUGAUUUUUGGCAACUUAUCUAAUAUGAAAAAAAAAAGAAUAUCACCAAAACAAAAUACCAAGUGAAAAUCCUCGUCUCUU